This is a messenger RNA of Cetraspora pellucida, 172 nucleotides long. Lineage: Eukaryota; Fungi; Glomeromycota; Glomeromycetes; Diversisporales; Gigasporaceae. The record is from the annotation of a GenBank genome assembly.
AUGAAGGUUACCCGUAUAAUAAUAAAUUUAUUGUCGUUAUUAUUGAUUUUAAUAUUACAAAAUUAUUUAGUAGACCAUGCUAUUUAUACACCAUUGAAACAAUAUUUAAAAGUACCUGAAAGAGAAUUGCCUGGCUUAUUGGCUAAUGAAGAAAUUUUGAUCAAAGGAAAUC